AAAAAAAAAGGAACCGCUUCCCCAAACGCUUUCCGGUCACGUGGUUGUCGAGUCAGCCAACCACAGAAAGGAACCGGCAGUGAGGUUACGUCAGCGCUUCCCCGGUCACCAUGGGAACUGUACCGCCCAUUCGGCUUCCGGGAGUGCGGCCUGGAGUUGACUGAUAGGAUGUAGACCCAAUCAGCGGUCGCUUCGGGAAGGGCGGGAAAGAUUGGCCCGCCCUCCGCGCGCAGACGCGCAGCGAUUGGUCAGAUGGGGCUCCGCUUCACCCAUUCAACCCAGUGGGGCGGUGCCCGGCGGUGUGAUUGGCAGCAUAGCAGCCAAUGAGCGGCGGUUGCUCUUCCGGCUCCACGUCGGCAGCGGCGAGCGCAAAAUGGAGGCGCUGAUCCUGGAGCCGUCCCUCUACACCGUCAAAGCCGUCAUCAUCCUGGACAACGAUGGCGACCGGCUCUUCGCCAAGUACUACGAUGACACGUACCCCAGCGCCAAGGAGCAGAAAGCCUUCGAGAAAAAUAUCUUCAACAAGACCCACCGCACCGACAGCGAGAUCGCGCUGCUCGAGGGCCUGACCGUCGUCUACAAGAGCAGCAUCGACCUCUAUUUCUACGUCAUCGGCAGCUCCCACGAGAAUGAGCUGAUGCUCACGGCCGUCCUCAACUGCCUCUUCGACUCGCUCAGCCAGAUGCUGCGGAAGAACGUGGAGAAGCGGGCGCUGCUGGAGAACAUGGAGGGGCUCUUCCUCGCCGUGGAUGAGAUCGUGGAUGGCGGCGUGGUCCUGGAGAGCGACCCCCAGCAAGUGGUGCAUCGCGUGGCCGUGCGGGGCGAGGACGUGCCCCUCACGGAGCAGACGGUAUCACAGGUGCUGCAGUCGGCGAAGGAACAGAUCAAGUGGUCGCUGCUGCGCUAACCCAGCCCCCCCCCCCGGCCCCCCAACACGCCAGACCCCCCCCCCCCAAUUCCCGUCUGUCGCCUCGUCUCUCCCU
Messenger RNA from Grus americana (Whooping crane), 983 nucleotides. RefSeq names its product COPI coat complex subunit zeta 1 (gene COPZ1). Bases 374 to 907 code for a protein of 177 amino acids. Gene Ontology annotation, cellular component: COPI vesicle coat. Gene Ontology annotation, biological process: intra-Golgi vesicle-mediated transport; retrograde vesicle-mediated transport, Golgi to endoplasmic reticulum; intracellular protein transport. Lineage: Eukaryota; Metazoa; Chordata; Aves; Gruiformes; Gruidae. The transcript is spliced from 9 exons. The record is from RefSeq and is a predicted model, not a curated record.